UCUUCCCCCCCCCCUCUCCCACCCCCCCCCCCCCACCCUGCCUCCCUUCCCUCCCCGCACCCACCGCCCAGCCCAGCCGGAGCGGCCGCCACCGGAGCCGGGAGCGGGGCAGCGGGACCCCGGCCUGAGGCAGCUGGUGACCGAGGGCUCUCGCUGCCCAUCAUCGCUCCCGCCUCGCGAUGGCGACUCCGGACGUCAGCGUUCACAUGGAGGAGGUGGUGGUGGUGACGACGCCUGACGGCGUGGUGGAUGGAGCCGGCGUGGAGGAGGUGAAGACGGUGCUGGUCACCACCAACCUGUCCCAGCACGGCGGUGACAUAAACGAAGACACGCUGGAGACCGAAAAUGCGGCUGCUGCGGCUGCUGCUGCCUUCACAGCCUCCACACAUCUGAAGGAAGCAGUCCUAGAAGUGAAGAUGGCUGAAGAUGAGGACAGCUUGGAGGCAGAGAUUGUCUACCCCAUCACCUGCGGGGACAGCAAAGCCAACCUCAUCUGGAGAAAGUUUGUGUGCCCCGGGAUCAACGUGAAGUGUGUGCAGUUUGAUGAUCACUUAAUUAGUCCCAAGGAGUUUGUCCACUUGGCGGGCAAGUCGACCCUGAAGGAUUGGAAGCGGGCGAUCCGGAUGAACGGGAUCAUGCUCCGGAAGAUCAUGGACUCGGGAGAGCUGGAUUUCUACCAGCACACCAAGGUCUGUUCCAACACCUGCCGGAGCACCAAAAUCGACCUCACAGGAGCCAGGGUGUCCUUGACCAGCCAGACAUCGACGGAGUACAUCCCUCUCACUCCUGCUUCCACAGAUGUGAACGGAUCUCCAGCUACGAUUACCAUAGAAACAUGCGAGGAUGCCAGCGAUUGGAGCACCAGCAUCGGAGAUGACGUCUUUGCUUUCUGGCGAGGCCUGAAGGACACGGGUCUCCUGGAAGAAGUAAUCCACGAGUUCCACCAGGAGCUGGUGGAGACCAUGAAGGGCUUGCAGCAGCGAGCGCAGGACCCCCCGCUGCAGCUCGGUGAUGCUGUUUUACUCAACAACGUAGUCCAGAACUUCGGUAUGCUGGAUCUGGUCAAGAAGGUCCUGGCCAGCCACAAGUGUCAGAUGGAUCGCUCGAGGGAGCAGUACGCGCGGGAUUUAGCAGCUCUGGAGCAGCAGUGUGACGAGCACCGCAAGCGAGCAAAGGAGCUGAAGCACAAAUCUCAGCAUCUCAACAACGUCCUGAUGACCCUCACGCCCGUCUCCGUCCCCGCGCCUUUAAAACGUCCCAGGCUGACCAGGGCCACCUCCGGACCAGCUGCCAUCACCUCCCAAGUGCUGGCGCAGCCGGCGCAGCUCGCCGUCGCCCCCGGCGUGCCCGUCUCCCAGCUUGCCAACCUCCCUCUGGGCAAAGUGGUCUCAGCCCUCCCGCCCUCGGUGCUGGGCAAGAGCCCGUCCCAGCCUCCCGCCGCCAGCUCCCCGGCCUCCCCGCUGCUGGGAGGGUACACGGUACUGGCCUCCGCCGGCUCCACCUUCCCCGGUACGGUGGAAAUCCACCCGGACGCUUCCAACCUGACGGUGCUGAGCACAGCGGCGGUCCAGGACGGCAGCACGGUCGUGAAGGUGGUGAGCCCCUUCCAGCUGCUGACGCUGCCGGGACUCGGCACGACCAUCCAGAACGUGACACAAAUGGCUCCCGGCGGGAGCACGGUGGUGACCGUCCCGCCCGAGGCCGCCGGGGACGAGCACGCUGCCGCAGCCAUCGAGGUGACAGCAGUGGCCGACGAGGCGGAGCAGAAGUGAAAGGGGCAGAGGGCGGGGUGGGGGGGGGACACACUUGCCUGGAGGGACGCUGGCCGUGCCCGCUCUGGGUGGAACUGCCUUUUUUUUUUUUCCUCUGGCUGCGCUGCGGGACGAGGAGCGGUGUAACGAGGGGCGCGGGUUAAGGAGACUCGGAGCAGCUCACCUCGGGGUUACAGAGGAGGUUCAGGUCAGAGGGAAGGCGGGGGAGGAAAGACGCCCGGAAAGACAAAAACGCUCUGCCCUGUUUGAAGGGGAGAAGGGGAAAAAAAAAAAAAAAAAAAAAAAAAAUACCAAACCCAAACUUAUUUUUCUAUAAAGCUUUCCUCCCCCGUUCUCUUGGAAUAUUUGUUCCAUUCUAGCUCAUCAGCCCUGCCUCGUCUGCAGGUGUAGCUGGAGCAGCGGGCAGAGCAGGGAGAAAGCGGCCGUAAAAAAUGGGUGAAGCACCGAGCAGGCACCCAUCCGGCUGCCCAGGGGUCGGGCGGGAGCUGAUGGGGGGUGUCAGGGAGGCGGCUGCUCCCUGUGCCCGGGGGCUCCGAGGGGGGGAGAGGGGAUGCCGAGAGGGGGUUGUCUGGGGAGGGGGGGGUUGUGGUCAUCGAAACCAGCAGGACGCUGUGUACGGCGGCGCGGGGCCCCGGGACGUUGGCUUCUGCGUGCGGUGCUGGCUUCGGGUGGCAGAAACAAGCGGGAGCUCUCGUGAGGGUGGGUUGCCCAGGUCUGCUGGGGGGAAGGAGGGUGGAGAGAAACCCAGAGGGCCAGGAGGAGCUGUAACUUCUGAGGUUUUAGGGUCUCUUUCUUUUUUUCUCCAAAAAAAAAAAAAAAAAAAUCCAUUCUUGGAGAUUUUUUUUUUUUUUUUUUUUUUUUUUUAAGUUAAUGGCGAUUUUGAAGCAAAGCCCUUUGGUUGUGAAGGUGGUGCCGUGAGGCAGAGCCGGAGUGUUGAAUGCGCAGAGGUGAGCCGAGCGGCAGCGCCCCGGGGACCUUGCGCUCACUAACGAGGCGCGACGCAGGAUCGGGCCGGUCCCUGGUCCCCCAGCACCUCACCGGGCGCUGCCGUUCCCUCCCCGCCGGGUGUGAGCAGCCUUUCGGUGACCGGGUGGUCAAACCCCCACCCCCAUCACACCCCCCCCACACCCCCCCCAAAGUUCUUCAACCGCUCAACUCGCUGCGAAUCUCGUCGGGUCCCGUUCCGGGCACACGCGCCGCGCGGCUGCAGCGCCAUUCACACUGUCUCCGGCUGGAAGGAGUCGGGUGCUUGAAGUGUUGGGUUUCUAUAAACUUGAUCUGGCAGCAGCAGCGAUGACAGGUCACUUUAAUGAGCUAAUAAAUAUUUUUUUGAACAGA
Molecule: messenger RNA, 3110 nt
Organism: Tyto alba (common barn owl)
Lineage: Eukaryota; Metazoa; Chordata; Aves; Strigiformes; Tytonidae
Gene: GMEB2
Product: glucocorticoid modulatory element binding protein 2
Exons: 10
Coding region: 180-1772 (530 amino acids)
Biological process (GO): positive regulation of transcription by RNA polymerase II
Cellular component (GO): nucleus
Molecular function (GO): RNA polymerase II cis-regulatory region sequence-specific DNA binding; DNA-binding transcription activator activity, RNA polymerase II-specific
Source: RefSeq, a predicted model, not a curated record